Messenger RNA from Suillus paluster, 1230 nucleotides. RefSeq lists its product as uncharacterized. The coding region runs from base 328 to 993 and encodes 221 amino acids. The record is from RefSeq and is a predicted model, not a curated record. The transcript has 6 exons. Lineage: Eukaryota; Fungi; Basidiomycota; Agaricomycetes; Boletales; Suillaceae.
GAACCGCUACGUUGGGGAUGUCAUCUCCAUCCUCAGUGCAAUAUGUUCGACUUCCUCUUUUCGAUCUUGAUUUGUGUUGCUGACGACCGUACGAUAGUAUUUUUGAGCUCGACAUUUUCAGUUGAAACGUAAGUGCACACAAACCGGCCUGUAUGUCUGGUCCACAUUCACUUGCUGAUUAAAAAUAAUCUUUGCAUCAGCUGUCGUAUUUUAUUUCACUUCCAAUCUUAUGGGCCUUUUGUGUCAGUAUGGGCUACACAAAGUACACCAUUUCGUUCAUAUCCGCAGAUAAGUACUGACAGCAUCUCUGUCUUACUACUAGCGAUCAUGCAACUGCGCAUUUACGCCCUGUACCGCAAGUCCAAGAAGAUUCUGGCUUUCACAGCAGUUUGCUUUGUCAUGGAAAUUGCAGCCAUUUGCACGGUCCUGGCGAUAAAUUUCGACCACACCUUAACAUAUACCAAUGAGGCCAUACCCGGGCUCCUCAACAUGUGCGCAACGUCAACUAUCAACAGAAGCUUCACGGCCAUCUACGUACCCAUCUUUAGUUUCGAGCUUCUACUUUUCGUCCUUGCCAUAUCUGUUGCCUUCAAGCACAUGAACAACAUUCGUACCAUUGCUGGGAAGAGACUUCACAGCACGAUGGCGACGCUGAUCAAGUACAACACGAUCUAUUUCUUUGUCGAAAUGGUCGGAUGCGCGGUUGCCUCGGGGUUGUAUCUUGGUCUUCCGCCGAUUUACCUGGAAAUCGCAAAUUCAGCCCUUAUUGCAACUACGAUCAUCCUUGGGAGCCGGCUAGUACUCGGCACACGUAAUUUCUAUUCUGACCCAUCAGAAGAUCAUUUGAACCUCAGCCAUGGGAGCCAUGCUCAGAGUAAUAGCUUUACUUUUACCCAACCUUCACUUGGGCCAUUCCACGACUCCAGUCAGAUGGAGAUGACAAUGGUCAGUGCCAGGGGAUACCGUCUGGAUAAAAGUGAUGACCGUGUAUAAAGAGCUUGUUGCUUGAUCCCUAAUACUCUUGCAAUUUGGGUCUGUAGACUUAUCCGUUUCAACAACGUAGACCAACUUAUUUCGACGAUGUAACGAUACGCCAUGACCAAUUGCUCCCUGUUUAUGACAAGUAUUAAUGAUGCACACUUUGUUAGCACUUUACUCCCUAUCCUGACGUCCAGCCUGAGUAUUCACGAUCUUCUUUACUGCCACAUUAAUCCUCACCUCAAAGUCACC